Molecule: messenger RNA, 2566 nt
Organism: Paramormyrops kingsleyae
Lineage: Eukaryota; Metazoa; Chordata; Actinopteri; Osteoglossiformes; Mormyridae
Biological process (GO): regulation of gene expression
Cellular component (GO): nucleus
Source: RefSeq, a predicted model, not a curated record
CUAGGACCUGGCAGAAACCCCUUCACUGGUUUCUCAGGGAAGAAAAUCUUAGAGUAACAGCUGGGGUUUCGCCAACAUAUAGCUUUACAAAGUCAGGGUCCGUAACAUUUUUGAAAUUAUAUUUCCAGGUUCAGAAAUAGUAUAAGGCUAAAUCAAAAUCACAAAAGAAAAAAUACUAUGCCAUUUUACAGAUUUUGGUACUUUAAAUACAACAUGAAUGCUACUUGCACCAGGCAAACAUAUUGACCACACAUGAUUUACCAGGAAAGAUUGCCAGCGUACUUUCAGUAGCACUUGUUAGAAAGCGUACAUCAGCAUUUACCCACUAAGCCUAUUCUAAGCACAGUUAUUUCCAGCCCGGGAAAAAAUACAUGCCGGUGAAAGAAAGUCAUUCCAGUGCAUAGGACCAACGCACUGAAAAUGCUCGGUCAACUAUAACAUAUCACAGAGUUGGACCAAAGGUAUUAACAUGACAUUGUGUGGCAGGAUACUUUAAUUUUCUGUAUAAAUAUAGAUCAAACAUUUCAAUUUUAUUUACAGGAUUCUGACAGUAAAUUAAUACCAAGGGAAAACUAUGUAUAGAUUGAGAAUGGUUAAAUUAAAGGUUACUGUUACCCAGUAAAUAAAACUAGUCGGCCAACAAGAUUGUAAACAGGAAAGGGGAAGUUCAGCGGUUUUUGAGGCAAAAAAGAGAGAGAUCGCAAUGAGUUAAGAUCACAAAAACUUGCAUGGGGCUAAGACGAAUCACGCGAGUUGGGAGAAGUACCCAGUUAGCGGGGCUCUGCGUGCCGUCACACAAAGUGUGGUUAACAAAAUGACCAAAUUCGGCGAUCUGUUUCCGUGUGGCUUCUGUUGAUAAGUUGCUCGGCUGCUGAGCACGGAGUGUCGCUUUGCCCGGCGUGUACCACUGCAUAGCAUGCAUGUAGCCGACUCCCGAAGUCCAGGUCCUUAGAAGUGUCGCGGCUGUAUCGCGGAUCUCCUGUUUGCUGAUAGCUGCCCCGGGUUAACGCGCGGUGUUGCGGCGGUAUCAUGCGACGACAUGGCCCUUGACAGAACGACCAGUCCCGGGAUAAAGAAGAAGGGGGACAGCAAGGUGGCCAUGUCGACACGCAGCCAUACGACUGCGGGGUCACCGCUGAAUUGCGAAGUGUCGCUUUCUUUUCAGGACGAGCUGGCAGCGACCAUACACGGCGCCUUCGAAGUGGCCGUAGAGAUAGCCGUUUUGGAGAUCACCAAGCUGGUCGGCCAGGCGCUCGGGGACGUGCGCGAUCAGAUGCACGAAACCCUGCGGGAGAACAAGACGCUGAAGAUGCGCUUGCAGACGGCCGAGCAGCAACUGGACGCCUUGCGGUGCAGUUUGGGGGAUGAGAGUAAAGCGCGGCUGGUGACGGCCACUCAAGCGCAGAAGCCCCACAUCUCCAGCAAAGCGAAGGCAGCCAAGUCCGGCAGGCUGACUGCAGACAAAAUAAAAGUUGCAACCUCGAAGGCUGCUGCCGACUCGAUGGACGAGGCGCUACGGGAACCGUACAGCCUGGUGGCUGCAGACACCGAGUCUUUCAGUGAGAUCCGUGAGGAUGGGCGGGUAUGCGCUCACCUUCUGGACCAGGAGUUACGAGACCCAGUAGCGAAUCAGGUCCUGGGCGAUCUCUCAGCUACCAAGGGGAAUAGUUUAAGCGAGGAGCCUGCAGACCACGUGGUGGCAGUGAAGCUGGACGGGGAGAACACGGACGAUGCGGCCAGACUGAACUCCUCAUCCUCUUCCUCGUCUCUCUUUGUUGCCAUGGAUACUUGUGAAAUCAAGCAGGUCAAGGUGAAGGAAGAGAAGUCAGAUCCGGGCAAUGCCCCUGAGUUCGAGUCUGGCUCCGACGAAGUGGCAGGGGAUAAGUUUGAACCCGACACCCUCUCCCUGGUGCAGUCCAGGCUGCUGGAGGAUUGGAGGCCUGAGCCCCUGGAGCUGGACCCGGGCUGUGCAGCGGAGCGCUUUGCUCCCUGCACCAGCCACUCCCUGGGUGAACCUCCUGUCUCAAACCCAGAGCCUGCAGCCCCAGACAGCUUUUUCCCCCCUCCCUUCUCGAACCCCUACCAGCCCGCGGAUGCAGCGGCGGUGCCCGUCCCCCAGGAGCAUUACGGCAUGCAGGUGGGCAGUGCUCACCAGGCUCACGUCUGCAGGAUUUGUGGGGAAGCAUUCCACCUGCCAGGGGAGCUGCGGCGGCACCACAGCCAGCGGCAUAGCAAGGCGACGGCCAGGAGGGGGCGCCGGCAGGCCUUUCCGCCAGGCCGCAGCCCCUACCGCUGCUCCCAGUGCGGCCGUGACUUCAACCGCAUGGAGAACCUGAAGACCCACCUGCGCAUCCACACUGGCGAGCGGCCCUACGCUUGCACUGUGUGCGGUGUGCGAUUUCGCCACUCAGGGGCGCUCACGAGGCACUUCCGCAUCCAUACCGGCGAGAAGCCCUACGUUUGUAGUCAGUGCGGGAAGACCUUCCGCAACUGUGGGGGGCUCCGCUUCCACCAGCGCUCGCACACGCGGGAGGGACUUGGCUCAGUCAACUGAGGGGGUGGGCAC